GACCAUCCCUKUGUGGGAGCACCGGGCCCAUCCCUGUGCCAGCCACUGACAGGAUUUUGUCUCUGGCAGGAUCAGGGUCAGAGCUGGAGGACAAUGGGAAGAGCRGCAGCAAGAAACUGGACACCAUGACCCUGAUUAAGGAAGACAUGGACAUCUUCGGGCACUGCCCUGCGCACGACGAGUUCUACCUGGUGGUCUGCAACCACUGCAGCCAGGUGGUGAAGCCCCAGGCCUUCCAGAAGCACUGUGAACGCCGGCACGGCCCCCUCAGCAAGCUCUAUGCCCGUGCCACCGCGUGCCACGUCGCCGUGAACGGGCAGCCGGUGCCCGGUGGGACCCCCGGCGCGGCCAAAGCGCUGCAGGAGAAGCAUCCCGGAGGCCGAGGGAGAGCCCAGCCCCUUCCCGAGCACACGGACAAGGACAGCAACCUCUGCUUGUUCGUGCCCGUGGUGAACCUGGAGAAGAUUCCCAGCAUUCCCAAACCGGACGGGCACGGGAUCAAGGUGCCCCCCAAAGCCGUCCCCACCAACUCCAAGGAAUCCCUGGGGAAACCYGCGGCUGCCGCGGUGCCCAAAGAGCCCCCGGUGCCGGCCGGGGUCGGGGGGGAUUCGGCGAUGCCGGAGAGCAUCCCCGCUCCGGGGGACAAGGAUGUGGGAGCCCCCAAACCGCCCCCCAGGUCCCACAGGAAGCUGGCGCGUAAGGAGUGUGACCUGAACCGGCAGUGUGGGGUGCGGAACCCCGACACCAACAAGCUCUGCACCCGCCUGCUGACCUGCAAGAUCCACUCGGUUCACCAGCGCCGGGAGGUGCAGGGCCGGGCCAAGGACUUYGAUGUGCUGGUGGCCGAGCUCAAGGCCAGCACCCGCCGAGGGGACCCCCCAAAAGACAGGAGCCCCCCCGAAAAGGACCCRCUGCACCCUGCCCUGCAGGACCCCCCCUCACUGCUGCAGCCCCCCAGUACCCCUCCCUGCCGAGCCAGGCUGCCCCACUGCCUGCACCCCCCCAGGGCCCAACUUUCCUCUGACAGUGACCCAGAGGAUGCUCCGGCCACCUCUGGGGGGGAGGGGAGCACAGUAGGCUUCCCCCUCCCUCUGCCCAAGGUGGGCAGCCGUGUGUCCAGCGAGGAGAGCGAGGAGGAAGGGGGCGAGGAGCCCCCCCGGACCCCAAUGCGCCCACCACGGCCCCAGGCGUUCUGCACCUUCGGGAGCCGCCUGGUCACCCCCGGCUGUUACGUGUUCGACCGGCGGCUGGACCGGUUCUGUGCCGCGCUGGGCUCCAUGCUGGAGCGGCACCUCAGCGCCCACCGCUGGAGGAAGAUCCCUCCAGCCGUCGUUCCCCCUCUUCACCUCCCCGCAGCCCCCCCCAGCCCCGCCGCCCCCCUUUACGGCCCCGCGGCCCCCUCCCCACCCCUGCGGAGCCUCUCAGCGGCCGGGGGGUGCCGGGUCCCCACCAGCCUCACCUACACCGUGGGGUCCCCGCCCGCGGCCGCCGCCUGCAGCCAGCCCGAGUGCGGRGGAGGGGGCACGCAGUCCAUCACCUCCCCCCUCCCCGCCAACACGCCCUCGCCCUCCUUCAGCAAACUGCCCCCCAGCAAGGCCAGCAAAUCCCCCCGGGCGCGGGAGGCGUCCGGCGGGAUGGACACGGACCCCCGGCCUUGGCAGCCCCCGCUGACGGCCGGCAGCCCCCCGUACAAACGGACCUGUUUGGGGGACAGCGUUAAGGGCAAAAGCCAGGCCUUGGCUCCCCCCGGCAAGACGAAACUCACCCCCCCGGCUCCGCCCUCCAUCGCCCUCCUCAACGGGACCCCGCGGGUGCGCCGGCCGCCCCCCGCCCAGAGCUGCCGCGGYCCCCCCGCCGCCCUGGACCCCCAAACAUCGCCGCUGCACGGGCUGGGGGGGCCCCCCCGGGGGCUCUCCGACGAUGAGGUGAAGAAGCGCAAGAACGCGGCCACCUACUGCCGACCCCUGAAGCCCAAAGCCGCGCCCCCCCUGCCCGGCCCCCCGGCCCCUCCUGGCUCCGGCACCUCCGGCUCGGGGGGCUCCGUCCGCAGGAAGAAGCCGGGGACGCCCCUGGGUUUCGAGGAGAAGAGGAGCGUCCUGAAGGAAACGCCAGAAAACCGAUGAAAGGGAGAAAAAAAACAUCCCAAGGAAACAAGAAGGAAAAUCCCAAACUUCCAGAAAAUACCUCAAAACUCUCAGUUCUGUUCUCUUGCUGCUAAACCAGCCCCGGGACAGGGGGGGGUCGGCACUGGGGACCCACUCGGACCUCCCGGGGCCCCGUCGGCCGCGGAUAUUUAUAAGAAACGGUUGUUGCUGUUUUUGUUCUUUUUGUAAAAAAAAAA
Malurus melanocephalus (red-backed fairy wren) is the source of this 2341-nucleotide messenger RNA. It is a transcript of the gene ATXN7L2, whose product is annotated as ataxin 7 like 2. The transcript is spliced from 10 exons. Bases 126 to 2123 code for a protein of 665 amino acids. Lineage: Eukaryota; Metazoa; Chordata; Aves; Passeriformes; Maluridae. The record is from RefSeq and is a predicted model, not a curated record.